Racocetra fulgida is the source of this 465-nucleotide messenger RNA. Lineage: Eukaryota; Fungi; Glomeromycota; Glomeromycetes; Diversisporales; Gigasporaceae. The record is from the annotation of a GenBank genome assembly.
AAAACCCCAGUUUGGCGUUUGUAUUAGCAGAUAGAUUCAGAUUUCCAUAUGUAUACAAAGAAUCAUCAAAACUUGUUCUUGAUAUACUUCCAACAUUUCAUCAAACACAAUAUUUUCAACAACUUACACCACAAACUGGUCUUCUUCUCUUGAGUCGAUAUUUUGAAUAUGUAACAUCAAUUGGGAAAUUAAAAAGUUUCGAUGCACACUUAACAUUCGAACAUACCUGUGCAACACAAUUUUCUACAGAUAGAUUGACACAUGCUAAACAAUUAAAACAAGACUUUUCACAUAGAAUAACAAGUGCGCAAGUUCAUCCAAUUUUAGCACCAUCGAAAUGUUUUAAACUAUUUUUUGAAAUGAAUCAACAAAAUCCAAGUUUACAUUCUUGUGAGGAAUUAUUUUUUGAAAAAUAUUUAACAAAAAAUUUUUCUGAAUAUUUUGGAAAAUUCGAACCUUUGGAAA